This is a messenger RNA of Schistosoma intercalatum, 1242 nucleotides long. The record is from the annotation of a GenBank genome assembly. Lineage: Eukaryota; Metazoa; Platyhelminthes; Trematoda; Strigeidida; Schistosomatidae.
AUGGAAAACAUUUGUAUAACUCCAUCAUGUGGCAAACCGUCUAAUUUAAAGUGCCCUGUGUGUCGUGAUUUGGGGAUUGAAACAUCAUUCUUCUGUUCACAAGAAUGUUUCAAACAGUUUUGGAAAACACAUAAAACAAUACACGUUGUCGGUACCGAAGAUGCGUGCGAAGAUGUUCGUUUCAACGGAUAUAAAUUUACAGGUCAAUUACGACCUGCUAAAAAAACACCUAAACGAGAAGUGAAGGGUUCCAUUGAAUUCCCAGACUACGCUAUCACAGGGAUACCCGUUUCAGAACGCCAAGCGAAAAGUUCUCAUAGUAUUGUUGUUUUGGACGACGAUGAAAUUGAAUGCAUGCGUGUUACAGGAAAGCUUGCCCGUGAAGUCUUAGAAGAAGCAGUAAAAGCUGUUAAAGUUGGUGUAACGACUGAUGAAAUCGAUCGAGUUGUACAUGAGGCAUGCAUUGAACGUGAAUGUUAUCCUUCUCCACUAAACUACUUCAAUUUUCCGAAGUCAUGUUGCACAUCGGUUAACGAAGUGAUCUGUCAUGGAAUACCAGAUAUGCGACCUCUACGAAAUGGCGAUAUUCUAAAUAUUGAUAUUACCACAUACCACAAUGGAUUUCAUGGUGAUGUGAAUGAGACAGUGUUUGUAGGUCAACCAGAUGAUCGUUCAGUGAAUCUAGUGAAAAAUGCUUACAAAUGUUUGGUUAGAUCUAUGGAUGCUGUUCUUCCAGGUGUUAAAUAUCGCGAAAUGGGAGAUAUAAUUUCAAAAAAUGCUUCACUUGGUGGAUUUUCUGUUGUCAAGACUUAUUCAGGUCAUGGAAUACAUCGGUUAUUUCAUUGUCCUCCAAAUAUUCUUCACUAUUCACGUAAUAAGGCAGUCGGUGUCAUGAAACCGGGACAUUGUUUCACUAUUGAACCAAUGAUAAAUGAAGGCGAUUGGCAUGAUGAAUUAUGGCCAGACAAUUGGACUGCAGUAACUAGGGAUGGUUUAAGAUCAGCUCAAUUUGAACAUACUAUGGUUAUUUCAAAACCAGAAUUAGCCACAUCGAAUGGAAUGGCAAUCGAAGUAUUAACUAAACGUCGUAUCAGUGGUGCUGAUCCAUUAAAUGGAUGUAAAUUCAAUGAAGAAGAUGCUUUACAUUUUGAACGUUAUGGUAGACCUUAUUUUGUAGAUCAAUUGUACAAAUUAGGUUUAAAUACUGAUUGUACAGUGUUUAAAAGUAUGUCUAAAAAUUAG